CUCUCCUGUCCGCUCAGGCGUCGCUGUUUCUUGUAGCUUGUAGACGAAUGCCUCCAAAAGCGAAGAAAAAGAAGCACUGAAGCACUUUAGCUCCGCUAGCUAGCACCGCUAGCUCCUCUUCUUAUGUGAUUCCAGAGAAAAAAAAGGAGUAUCGGGACAGGAGCAGUAGUUCAUGGAAGACAAGAAAAGGAAAAAAGAAGAAAAAAGGAAAAGGGAAGCCUCUCAGAAGGUCACAGAACAAAAAAACAAAGUGCCAGACUUGACCAAGCCGGCAUCUGCCCAGUCUCCUGCCACUCAGAGCAGCUCUGCCUCCCCCAGCCCUGGACCCACCCCUUCUGCCUCCCCAUCCCCAGCCACCUUGGGCCCUGGCAGUGCUGCCUCCCCGUCACAGGGCGGCAACAAUGCCAAGCGCCUGCCGGUGGCCAACGGACAGCCCACCUCCACCACCAUUUCUUCCUCCACCGCUGGCGGCCCCGGUGCUGCUGGAAACGGCAGCACAAGUAGCGGAGGCGGAGCCCAAGCGCCUCAGCAGCAGCCGCGCUACAUGCCGAGAGAAGUGCCGCCGCGAUUCCGCUGCCAGCAGGACCAUAAAGUGCUACUGAAGAGGGGUCAGCCGCCACUGUCCUCCAUGCUGCUGGGAGGGGGAGGAGGAGGAGGAGGAGGAGGGGGAGGAGGGGAUGGCCCAAAUGCAAACAUGGCUGCUGUCUCAGAUUCUGGUGCAGCUGUCUCCUCAUUGGCCCUCACCUCAUCAUCAGUUGCUGCUUCUACUACUACUUCUAAUUAUGCAAAUUCCAUGUGGGGGGCGAGCUCAGGCAGCCAGGCCUCCUCUCAGGGCAGGGAGAAGGUGAUCGUCGAUGGCAACGACCUGGAGGAGUGGCCUAGCAUCGCUGGCAGUGAUGGGGGAGGAGCUUCUUUCACCGGGGCCGGAGGGGGCAGCAGCAACAACGGAAUGCCUGUGAACAGCAUCAGUGCCUCUGGCAACCAAUCCUCACCCACUUCCUCGUUCUCUUUGCCCAAUGAAUGUAUGCAGUCGUCCAACGGUGUGGCGUGGGGGAUGGCUGCCUCCCAGGGUCAUCUUGGAGGAGGGAAUGCAGUAGCUGCAGCUGGGCCUCUGCUACAACAGCCCUCCUCACUUUCCAAAGCCUCCGCUGUGCCAGGGAGCCAUGACGCCAGUGGCCCCGUCGACGGCAGCAGUGGGAUUCCAGGUGCCAACUUCAAUCCAAAUGCCAACCCUUCGGCCUGGCCUGCCCUGGUGCAGCAGGAUGGGCCCGCUGCUGCAGCGGAAGGAGGUCCGUCUUCCUUCCAUCACCAGGGCCCUGGAGGGUCUUUGUCUGCCAACAACUCUGCUUCCCUGGGCCUGGGAGGCGGGGCAGUCGGGGUGCUGGGGGGUCACCCACCUUUAUCUGUGAAUCAAUCAAGCACCCAUCAGCGGCAACUUCACCAAAUGCAAUCCAGAGACAGAGAGAUGGGAGGGGGAAAGUGGGACAGCGAAUCAGCGGGACCAAAAAUCGCAGGGGGGGAAGGGAUUGGGGGAGGAAUGGACCGUGGUGCGGGAGGAGGCGAGAUGAGUGUGGGAGACCACAGCGUUGCCUCCUCAUGGAGAGGCCAGUCUUCUUACCCUGCAGCUAACUCCAAAACGGGUGCCUCAAGGACUGAUGGAUGGGAGGGUGGAGGAGGUGGCACAGGUGGAUUCGGAGCUGCUGAAGGAGAUAAUGGGACCUCCAGUUGGGGGUAUCAGAGUUCCACUAGUGGGGCUAAUGCUUGGGGCAGUGCUGGAACUGGGGGAAACAGUAGUCAAACCUCCGGGGUAUCUCAGGGAGGGUGGGGGUCAUCAGGAGUCGGAGGGGAGAGAGGGGUUUCUGGAGGUGAUUGGGGUGGGAGCUCCACUGGUGUUGGUGGAGCUAAUCCAGGAGGUGAGGGAAUUGGUGGAGCCUGCAGCAGUAACAGCAGCAGUAGUGGGGGCAGCACAGCUGGCAACCCCCCGGCCACCUCCUCCUCUUCCUCAACAACCACCACUAUGACCAGAGCUUGGGACAAUCAGAAGGGGGAGAGUGAAACAGGGGAAUGGGGUGGGGGAGUAGACGGACAGGGAGCACAUGGAGGAUCUUCAUCCAGUGGUGGAAAUUCCAGAAACGGGAGCAGGCCUAACAGUAGUCACAGCCAUCCUCCCCGCCCCGCACCUAAUGCUGAAGCUGCCUUACAGAACCUGCUCAGCCGGUCUGAUCUGGACCCUCGGGUCCUGUCCAACACAGGCUGGGGCCAAACGCAGAUCCGACAAAACACAUCCUGGGACUUUGAAGGAGGAAAGAGUAAAGGUGGAUCGACAUCAGCUACAUCGAAACACGCAUCGUCUCUUGGUGGUUCUUCUCAAUAUUCUGGUGGACCCAGGACUCAAAACACUGAUUCUUUGGGUCCAGGGGUCAGUCCCUCCCAGCCUCCAUCAGCGGGGUCCUCCGGAGAGGGCUGGGAGAGCAGCAGCAACAGUAGCAGUAGUGGGGCCUCUAUGUCUGGGAGAGCCCCGCCACCUUCAGGCCCCAACAUGAGGAAUCUUGGCGUCUCACAAUCUGGGCCAGUGACCCCAACAGGACCUGGUAUGGGGCCAGGGGUAAUGCCAGGACAUAGCCAGCAGGGGAAAGCUACAGGCUGGGGUGGAGGAGGGAUGGGGGCUGGGGACAGCCAGCAGGCCAAGGGCUGGGGGAAUGAGGAAUGGAGAGACAGUAGUAGAGGAGGAAAUGGUGGAGGAUGGGGUGAUCAUGGGCAACAGGGUGACCCAGCGAGUGGAGGCUGGGGAGGAAAUAAGGAGGAGAAAGGGACAGGAGGGGGGUGGAAAGAAAUGGGAGGGAAUGGAGGAGGGAGCGGGUGGGGAUCAGGACCGAAGGCCGGGGCAGGUAGGGACUGGGGAGAGCAGCAGUCCAAAUCAAAUAGCGGAGGAGGGGGAUGGGAGGAUGAGAGGAAGAACAGAGAAGGAAACUCAGGUGGGGAUUCAGGUGUGGGUAGUUGGGGGAGCUGGGAGGAAGGUGCUCCUCGGAGAACCUGGGGAGCAGGGGGCACAGGGGGAGGAGGAGGGAGUGGAGGAGGGGGGAUGGGUGUUGGGGGCAUGGGGUCCAAACCCCAUCAAGGUUGGAGUGGAGGAAACAAAAUGCACCAGAUGCCAAACAGCCAGCCGGGCUCCAUCACAGGCCCGCAGGCACAACUGCAACAGCAACAAUCACAGCCCCGCAAUCAGCAUCCACAGCGGCAGCAAGCGUUGGACCAAGGGGCUAUGCAAGGGGGCGGGGGGAGGAAACCCAUCUCUCAAGCCCAGAAUCAGAACCAAAGCUCAGGCUGGACCUCGGGGCCCAUCCCUGGCGGCUCCGGAGGAGGUGGAAGCGGAUCUGAACCGAGCGGCUGGGAGGAGCCCUCACCGCAGUCUAUAAGCAGGAAGAACGAGAUCGAUGAUGGAACAUCAGCAUGGGGAGACCCAACCCAUUACAGCUACAAGCCGGUCAACCUGUGGGAUAAGAACAGCGCCCCUGCUGGGCAGCAGCCGCAUGACCAGCAGCCUCAUGGCCAGCAGGCUCAUGGCCAGCAGGCUCAGGCUCAGGCUCAGGCUCAAGCUCAGGCUCAGGCUCAAGCUCAAGCCCAGGCUCAGGCUCAGGCACAAGCCCAGGCUCAGGCUCAGGCUCAGGCUCAGGCUCAGGCUCAGGCUCAGGCUCAGGCUAAGCAGCAGCAGCAGCAGCAGCAGCAACAGCAACAGCAGCAGGCACCUCCAAUACAGCAGCAGCCCAACAGGCAGGCUGCAGGGCUUGGAGGUAACCGAGACUUUAACACUGGCCAUGGACCUGCAAAAACUACAGCUAUUGGUUCAUCAGGUUGGGGUGGUACUUCUCCAACUAGUCCUACAGUAGACACCGGCACUACAGCUUGGGGAAAGACUACUGACGCCCCUACUGGCUGGGGAGAUCCUGAAGAUGCUGGAGGGAAGACAUCGGGCUGGGGAAACCCUUCUCCCAACCCCAUCAAAUCUGGUUCAAAGUCUAUGCAAGAUGCCUGGGGGGAGAAAGAGGGACCUGUGGCUGCCUCGCGUCACUCAAGCUGGGAGGAUGAGGAGGAGGGAGGCGGAGGCGGCGGCGGCAUGUGGAACAGCGCCGGCUCCCAGGGAAGCGGCUCGUCUUGGGGACAGGGAAGCAAUGGGGGCUGGGGACAGACCCACCCUGGGAAAAAGCCCAGCAGCAAGGGUCCAAUGAAGGCUGGCGUAGGAGAGUCAUGGAUGAGCCCCAUCAACAGACAGUUCUCUAACAUGGGGCUGCUGAAUGAUGACCCCAGUGGCCCAAACAUUGACCUGGCUCCGGGUUCCCACCAGGAGAAGAAGAUGGAUGCAGAGAAAAGAAGCAUGGGGAUGGGGAUGGGAAUGGGCAUGGGUAUGAACGAUUACAAUGGAGACAUGAGGAAGGGAGGAAGACCAGGAGGGGGGAUGGCUUAUCGUCAACCUGGAUCCAAAGAGGCAGCACCUGGGGAUGCUGGGUCCUACUAUGACAAGACCUUGCCUUUGACCAAUCAGGAUUGGUGCCUUGGGGAGGAGGGUCAUGGCUCUCUGUACUCACCACCCACUGUCUACAAGCCCCAUUCCCUCUUCAACCACACUAUUCCCUUUAGACAAGGCGGUCACAGUAUCUUUGGCAGUAGCGGAGGGAUGGCUCAGUCAAGACACCAGCCAAGUGUCCCACCCAUAAACCAGUCCCCAGGGAUACGAGCGCAAGUGCCUCAUCAGUUCCUGUCGCCUCAGGUGCCAGGCUCCGUGCUGAAGCAGAUGCCCCCUCCCAGCGGGAGCGUGGGGGGUGUUGGCGGCGUGGGAGGAGUGGCAGGAGUCGGGGGAGGUGUGUUCCCUCCACAGCUGUCCCCCCAGCAUAUUGCCAUGCUCAGCAGCAUCUACCCACCUCACAUCCAGUUUCAGCUGGCUUGUCAGCUCCUCCUCCAGCAGCAGCAGCAGCAGCCGCAACAGCAGCAGCAACAGCAGCUGCUGCAAAACCAGAGGAAGUUCCCACCGAACAUGCGGCAGCAGGCUGACCCUCAACAGCUGGCCAGGAUCAUGGCGGUGCUCCAGCAGCAGAGACAGCAGCAGCAGGUCGGAGGUUUAGGCGGCAGCUCCAAACUCUCCCCAUCCCACCACGGUGGAGGUGUCGGAGGGGGUCCCAAACUGCCCGGGGCUGAUUCCCUGCCCCACCAAGGCCUGGUGGGCUCUGUGGCCGACAUGCACCAGAAAAAUCUCGGACCAUAUUCCGGGUUUGGAUCUGGAGUGAACCUCCCCGGUCUGGACAUGGGCGGCUCUGUAGUGGGGGUGCCUGGGGGCAUGAAGGACCUGGGGAUUCAGCAGUCCCGCUUCAAAUGGAUGAUGGAAGGACACUCUUCUCCAGACACCUCCUCACCUGAGAACGCAUUCCACAAAACAGGUCCCGUCACCCCCAUGAAGAUGCCGGGGGGCUCGCCCUACUCUCAGUAUGACAUGAUGGUUGGAGACGGGCUGGGAGACAACUGGCAUCGCACCCCUGGCAACAAGAUGGGUGCCAAGCCUACCGCCACGCCCAGCUGGCCCCCUGAGUUCCAGCCUGGCGUGCCCUGGAAGGGAAUCGACCGUGUCGACCCUGACUCUGACCCUUACAUGACCCCAGGGAGCAUGAUGGGAAACGCAGUGUCCCCCAACCUUAAUGAUACUGAGCACCAGUUGUUACAAGACAAUACUGAUUCCACCCCUCCCCUCAACACCUUGCUGCCUUCACCUGGUGCCUGGCCCUACAGUGCCUCAGACAGUCCCCUCAACAACGCACACAACUCAGCAAAGUACACAGACUACAAGACCAGCUGGCCCCCAGAGCCCAUCGGACACAAGUCCUGGAAAGCUAACCGCGGCAGCAGCCAGAGCCAGAUGUCCCAGCUGUCCCGCCCUCCUCCAGGACUAGCUAGUCAAAAGCAGCCAUCGCCUUCCCCUUGGUCUGGAGGAGCCCCUCGAUUGGCUGGCCGGGGCUGGGGCGGUGGCUCCAGCACCACUGCCUCGAGCUGGAGUGACGGCAGCUCUCGGGAAAGCUGCUGGUUGGUGCUCAGCAACCUCACGCCACAGAUUGAUGGCUCUACUCUGAGGACCAUCUGCAUGCAGCACGGCCCUCUGCUGACCUUUCACCUUGGCCUGACCCAGGGCACCGCUCUGAUUCGCUACGGCUCCAAACAGGAGGCAGCCAAGGCCCAGAGCGCACUCCACAUGUGUGUUCUGGGUAACACCACCAUCUUGGCGGAGUUUGUGAGCGAGGAGGAUGUGGCUCGCUACAUUGCACAUUCCCAGGCCGGAGGAGCAGGGAGCGGAGGAACCACACCCGGCUCUGCAGGCUCCGGGCCUACCGCCUCCUCCGCAGCGGGGGCCAACGGUAACGGAGGAAGCUGCGAUAGAUCCGGAGCCGGAGGCAGCAGCGGCGGAGGAGGAGGAGGAGGAGUAGAAGGAGGCUCCGUGGCUGGAGGAGCAGGAAACGGAGGAGCCGGGCCCCCCAGCUCCGGGUGGCAGAGUCUGGACAGCACAGGCAGCUCAUCGGACCAGUCCGCCACCCAGGGGCCCGGGCUGGGCAUCUUCGCCCAGUGGAGCAGCAACGGGACCGGGGUGGGCGGAGGGGCCGGGGGCGUGGAGGCCGGAAGGCAGGGUCUGUGGGGAGGGAUGGGCGGGGCGGGGUACUCCAGCAGUAGCCUAUGGGGUUCCCCGGCACUCGACGACCGUCACCAGAUGGGCAGCCCCGCCUCACUGCUGCCAGGGGACCUGCUGGGCGGGGGGGCUGACUCCAUCUAAGGGGCCGACUGACAAACACACACAUUUUACACCCAAGUUGUAAUACACAUGUCACGCUCUGUAUUUAUUUACACAUAGAGAUGACAUGAAUUACCCAACACUCAUACUACACACAGGCUACAUGCAGUACAUGCACACAUUAUAUCCACACAUCAAAAACCGCUUAACUUUAAAUGAAGACAACAGUAAAACUUGAACCGGGGGAAAAAAGGUGAAAUCCAUUAAACUCUUUAGGACUCAACUGGAUAGCUCUUUGUCUUUUUACUCCAAAAUCCCACCAUCUGCAUUCAGAGACCCGAUCGCUCAGGCAUGCACUGUAGACAGGCUCAGCCAGAGUCGUACACGUCAACAAGUUUAGCUAUUGCUGUUUUUAGUGUGCCACGAUUUCUUUUUCUUUUUUUGUAUAACUAUUUAAUGGUCGAAUCUCAAAAAUUCUGACUUGCAGACUGAGCCCUCGUAGACCUGGCUGGCGUACUUCUAAGUUCUCAUGUUCGGAAAGCUUGAGAGUGGGGGAAGGAUAUCUGGAGUUUGUAGAAAAUUGUGGAUGGCGCCACACUACUGAGUCAAAUGGACGAUCAGCAACCUUUUUGAGAUCUGGAAAAGGAGAGCGUUUUUAGUAGGUACCUACCAACACCUCUACCUUGGUGGAAAUAUGCCAUCAACAUGGGACCCAGGGUAAAAAAAAAAAAAAAAAAAUCUAAACAGAAACAACAUUAGCCAAACUUGCACUAUAUGCCUCUGGGUUUGUUGUUGAAACAUCCUCCACAAAUCCCUCCAUUUUUUUGAAACAGAGCUACAACACAACAACUACACAGGACGACUAAAUGUUACAACAGCAGUGGCCUUGGCUAACAACCAGCGGCCGCCCGCCCGCCAUGUCAGCAGCCUUCACACCAUCAGUUACACACUGCUCUUAUAUUUGACAAGCAAAAUUGUAUCUCCUUGUUGAUGUACGUCAGUUGUUUAUCAUUUUUUUUUCUGUUUUAAAAGAAAAAAAGAAAUGUGUGAAACUUUGUGGAAAUUCAGAGAUGUCCUUUUUUUUUUUUUUUUUUGCCCUUCAAAACACUGACCUCGCUAUUGUAUUUUUUCUUACUCGAGAAAUCAAGUUGGUUAUUAUAUAUUGUCAUGAUGUUAAUGAUGAUCACUUAUUUACUCGCUGUACAAGGUGCCCUCCUGCCUGCCUGUGUGUGCAUGAAAGGAGUGAUGACAGUAUGACCGAAUGGAGGAGGAUGUGAUGAAGAUAAUAAUGAUAUCGGGAGUGUCUGUGUUAUUGCUACAAUGUUGAAUGUUUUUUUUUUUUCUUUCUUGUCCAUGAGAUUCAUGAGAUGUGUGUGUGUGUGUGUGUGCGUGUGUGUGUGCUUGCUUUUGAACACUUAUCUGCUCCAGUCAGGGAAGUGAAUAGAUGUUAAUCUGACAGCUUACAUUUUGAGAGAAAGGGUGCGUUUGUGGAUGCGUGUACAUGUUUGCGUGCUCGACUGUCUGGAUAUUGUAAUAGCUAAAAAGUUCAAAAACAUUGGCACUAUUGCAUUACGUCUCUUAAGUUGUGUUUUUUGUUUUUUUUUAGCAGCAUUUUGUUCCUGUUUGUGUUUUUUUUUUCUGCCAAAUGCAAUAAGAGAAUAUUUAGUUUUUAAGACGAAGCAACCAACUGAAGGCAUUUUCUAUUAAGAUGCCAAAAUCCUACCAUACCAAGCUGAGCUGGAACAGUGUUUUACAGACACGUUAAAGACAUUACCUGUUAUGUUUUACUGUUUGUUUUGUUUUUGUUAUUAUGUAUCAAUUUAAAUUAAGUCAGUCUUUAUUAUCACUCCUGUUCGGGAUGUUUUCAUUUAUUUCAGAUGUUACAAAAAAAAGGAGAGGAAAUUAAUUUAAAGCAGAAAAGAACAAGAUAAUAAAGGUUGAAUUGAA
Molecule: messenger RNA, 8710 nt
Organism: Sebastes umbrosus (honeycomb rockfish)
Lineage: Eukaryota; Metazoa; Chordata; Actinopteri; Perciformes; Sebastidae
Gene: tnrc6b
Product: trinucleotide repeat containing adaptor 6B
Exons: 22
Coding region: 173-6805 (2210 amino acids)
Biological process (GO): positive regulation of nuclear-transcribed mRNA poly(A) tail shortening; miRNA-mediated post-transcriptional gene silencing
Cellular component (GO): nucleoplasm; P-body
Molecular function (GO): nucleic acid binding
Source: RefSeq, a predicted model, not a curated record